Hemicordylus capensis (graceful crag lizard) is the source of this 6701-nucleotide messenger RNA. RefSeq names its product solute carrier family 4 member 1 (Diego blood group) (gene SLC4A1). Bases 446 to 3208 code for a protein of 920 amino acids. Gene Ontology annotation, biological process: regulation of intracellular pH; monoatomic anion transport; transmembrane transport. The record is from RefSeq and is a predicted model, not a curated record. Lineage: Eukaryota; Metazoa; Chordata; Lepidosauria; Squamata; Cordylidae. Gene Ontology annotation, cellular component: basolateral plasma membrane; plasma membrane. Gene Ontology annotation, molecular function: bicarbonate transmembrane transporter activity; monoatomic anion transmembrane transporter activity; solute:inorganic anion antiporter activity. The transcript is spliced from 21 exons.
UGGAGGAAACCAGAGGCUGGGGUUCCAAAGAGCAGUAGGAAACCACCCAGAUCAAAACUUUCUUCGCCUCUCCAUUGAGAACUCCCUGCAAGCGUACAGGAAAUUCUCAAAGUGGUUUACGAAGAAGAAGAAGAAGAAGAAGAAGAAGAAGAAGAAGAAGAAGAAGAAGAAGAAGAAGAAGAAGAAGAAGAAGAAGAAGAAGAAGAAGAAGAAGAAGACAAGUUCCUGUCCCCAAAGGGCUCAUAAGAUAAAAAGAAACACAAGGGAGACAACUGCAACAGCCUGCAAAGGGCCACUGUGCCAGGGCUGAACAAAGACAGUUGACGCUUCACAUACAUUAUUUCAGCAAUCCUUACAACAACCUUAUCUGGCCAACCAGGGCAUGUUACCUCCAGGCUGAGUGUUAGAAAAAGAUCAAGAACGACACGCAGAGAGAGGCACUCAGAUGGCAGCUCAGAGCCAGGAGGACUAUGAAUCCAAUUUAAAGAGGAAUUUGGAUAGUGAAGCAUACGAAGACCCUACACUGAAAUAUUCCGAAAUGUCACUUGAAAGCCAAAACAGUAACUCUGACGAGAUCCUACCAAACGUGCCGGCUGCCCAUACACAACCCAACAUCCAGCAAGCAGCCCAUGAGGCAUAUGUGGAAUUUCAUGAACUGUUAAUGGACAAGAAUGAUGAGUUCCGCUGGGUCGAGGUCUCUCAUUGGAUCAGUCUGGAAGAUGGGCAUUGGGACAGGCCUCGCCUCUCACAUCUCACUUUCCAAAGCCUUUUGGAUGUACGCAAGGCUUUUGCCAAAGGAAUUGUUCUUCUAGACCUGCCAGAGAGCAGUCUACCUGAUAUUGCCAAUAAGGUGAUUGAUGAAAUGAUCAACAAACUGAAGCUCAAACCAGAGGACCGAGGGGAAGUCCUAAGAGCCCUCCUACUACAGCACAGUCACGCUGAUGAGUACACUGUACAAGACAGUUUUCAUCCUGCAGAACUGCAACAACCUGUUGCCAAAGGCAUCACACAACCACUUUUGCAAAAACAUAAACCAAUCGAGAUGAAGACUUUGCCCUCUGGCUCUGAACAGGAAGAGUCAAGGGGUGGCAAUUACAGGCAGCAACUUUUAGAGAAGGUCCCACCUGAUUCAGAAGCCACUUUGGUCCUGGUUGGCCGUGCCGCAUUCCUGACCUGCCCUACUCUGGCCUUUGUACGCUUGAAGGAGGCUGUGGAACUGAACUAUGUCCUGGAGGCCUCUGUGCCCAUGAGGUUCCUUGUUGUGGUGCUGGGCCCAGAGCUUCCGCAUGUCAACUACCAUGAGAUUGGGAAAGCCAUCUCAAUCAUGAUGUCUGAAAGGGUGUUCCGCAAUGACUCCUACUUGGCACAGAAUCGGGAAGACCUGGUAAAGAGCCUGGGAGAGUUCCUAGACUGUUGCAUUGUCCUCCCACCCUAUGAUACUGAAAAUGAAACACUUCUCAAGGAUUUGUUGGCAGUGCAGAAGGAGAUGUUACGGAAGAGGUACCUGCCAGCAGAGAAGGAGCAACAGAAAGAGGAAGAAGUGAAAGUAGAGGUUCGCAAACCAGACGACCAUGAUGACCCUUUAUGCAGGACCCGUAAGCCCUUUGGGGGGCUGGUGAGAGACAUAAAACGGCGGUACCCCAAAUAUCUCAGUGACAUCAAGGAUGCCUGCAAUCCCCAGGCUCUGGCUGCGGUCAUCUUCAUCUACUUUGCUGCCCUUUCUCCUGCCAUCACCUUUGGGGGCUUUCUGGCUGACAAGACCAACAGCACGAUGGGAAUAUCUGAACUUCUGCUCUCCACGGCAGUUCAGAGUAUGGUCUUCAGCUUACUUGGAGCACAGCCUCUGCUGGUGGUUGGCUUUUCUGGCCCCCUCUUGGUCUUUGAAGAAGCCUUUUAUAAGGUUUCUCAGAGUUUUGAUUUUGAGUACAUUGUGGGGAGAGUUUGGGUCGGCUUUUGGCUUAUAUUAUUGGUGGUGGUGGUGGUGGCUAGUGAGGGAAGUAUCCUGGUACGCUACAUCUCCCGCUACACCCAGGAGAUCUUCUCCUUCCUCAUCUCCCUCAUCUUCAUCUCCGGGACUUUCGAGAAACUUUUCAAGAUUUUUGAGAAUCAUCCUCUGCAGUCUUAUUAUAAUAAGAGCAGUUGCUCCCUAGCUGGAGAUACAGAGAGAGCUCAACCAAAUAUUGCGUUGCUUUCCCUCCUCCUCAUGAUGGGAACAUUUUUCCUCGCUUUCUUCUUGCGCAAGUUUAAGAACAGCAGCUUCUUUCCUGGCAAGCUCCGCCGUCUGAUUGGAGACUUUGGUGUCCCCAUUUCCAUCUUCCUCAUGACGUUGGCAGACUUCUUUAUUAAGGAUACCUGCACUCAGAAACUGAAUGUACCAGAUGGCUUUGUGGUCUCCAAUGAAGAAACCCGGGGUUGGUUCAUUCCUCCAUUGGGAAUCAAAAAAGAGUUCCCCAUCUGGAUGAUGUUUGCUGCAGUUUUACCAGCCCUCUUAGUCUUCAUCCUCAUCUUCUUGGAGACACAGAUCACCACGCUGCUUGUGAGCAAACCCGAGAGGAAGAUGGUGAAGGGUUCAGGCUUCCAUCUAGACCUGCUUCUAAUUGUUGGCUUGGGAGGCAUAGCAGCUCUUUUUGGCAUGCCCUGGCUCAGUGCCACCACAGUGAGGACCAUCACACAUGCAAAUGCCCUGACCGUGAUGUCUAAAACUACUGCCCCAGGGGGGAAGGCCCAAGUAGAGAAGGUCAUAGAGCAAAGGGUCACUGGCUUCCUGGUGGCAAUUCUUAUAGGCGUCUCCAUCCUCAUGAAACCCAUCUUGUCGUUGAUUCCACUUGCGGUGCUCCUUGGCAUCUUCCUUUACAUGGGGGUGACCUCCCUCUAUGGGAUCCAGCUGUACGACCGCAUCCUUCUUCUGCUGAAACCUCGCAAAUACUUCCCGAAUGACGUUUAUGCUCAGAAAGUAAUUCCUUGGCGCAUACACAUCUUCACCUUCACUCAGAUUGUGUGCCUGAGCUUGCUGUGGGGCGUGAAGUUGUCCCCUGGCUCCCUUGCCUUGCCUUUCCUCCUCAUCCUGACAGUGCCUCUGCGACGUUACCUGCUUCCGCGUUUCUUCAGUAACUUUGAGCUCAAAUGUUUGGAUGCUGAUGAUGUUAAUGUGACUUUUGAAGAGAAAGAAGGCCAGGAUGUGUACGAUGAAGUCCAGAUGCCUGUUUGAGCACCUGCUGUGCCAUAUCCUCCAGGGAGAUAAAGAACUAUGAGAUAAGGAACCUUCCUCAAAACACCGGACAAAGAUGGAAUCCGGAGGAAUAUUUGUCUGUGGCUGUGUGAAUUAAGAGUGUACAGCAGUUGUUGGUACAUUCCCCCUAGGUUUAAAUACAUGCAUAGUUAUCCACACAUGGAUUCCAUAGGAUUUAAAUAGCUACUUAAUAUAUACUUUAGAUUUUCCAAUCACCGUAGUUCUGUAGUGAAAUGUUAACAAGGAUUUAGAAAAUAUUUUUCCAGAAAAGGGUAGGGUGGGGUCAAAGCCAUGCAGGUACUGUAAGGAAAUGGGAAAGUUAUCUGCAAAUUCAAUUUUUAGUGUUAUCUGUAACUCCACCGCUUCUGUGUGUGUAUGUGUGUGUGCACGCGCGCAUGCGCAUGUGUGUAAAGCUUUAUCAGCUGGGCAUAAAGGGCUCCUCCAAUUUCCCCAAGAAAUGAGGUGUCACUGUCAGUCACCAGCACCAAUCCAUACCCAUGACAACCCAUGGUGUGUUCAGAAAGAAAUGCUGAAUAUCCAUCUUUUGUGCUAGUGCAAAUAGGGAGAGGUGCAAAUAGGGAGAGGCACUGACUAGAAUCAUUAGCCUGGUAAGAGGGAUGUUCUCUUUAGAAAUGCAGAUAUCACUCUUUAGGAAGCUCUCCUCCCACCCACCCCCGCCGCCCAUUGGCAAGAAGGAAAACCCGGAGCAUGCCAUGUGAACUUGUUUCAAAACAAAAUCCGAGAGCAGAGGGGAGGGGCUGCUUCUCUCAAUGCUGUGAGUGUUAUUCGAAGUGGCUUCACUCAAGCAAUCUAAUGCUACAUUGAAUCAAAUGCAUACCUGAAGCCAAGAAGAACCAAGAGAAUAGCAUGGUGUACCUUCUUUUACGGACAUAGGAAUUGCUGGGUCCAAAACACUUUGAACAAGCAAACAAGGCAUGGAAAAAGACAGAAGAAACAUCAUAUAGUGUUCAAAGUGCUGUCUAAGGAAAGGAGCAUCAUCCAAUCACCUCAGAACAGAAACCUGAUAUGGAAAUGGUAGAACCACUCAGUUUUGAAGAUCAAGGCUGCUUCUUGUGCAAGGAUGCUAUUGGAUUAACUAAAUCAGUUAUCUGCACCUGGGUUCAAGCAGUUGUGCUUUUUAAAAAAAAGUGCUUUGGUGAGUUCACUCCAGCUUUCUCACUGGGACUGAAACUAAGAAGAAAAGUAGCCUGGGGUCUUCAUCCAAAAUAUAUUUCUUGUCUUGUGCUUGCAUCUGUUGAUACUUUCAGUUGAUCAUUAAGUGGUGUGGAUCUUACUCUCUCCUCUCCCUAGGAGCAAGCUACUGCUUUCUGGCUGGGGGCUACUGAAGCCAGGAGAACCAGGGAAAUAACUAAACAGAAUCUGUUUUCCAAUGUGGGUUUGCAUCUUGAGGUUCUUAGCAUUCAAUUUAAUACAAAUUGUCUAGACAUCGUGGCGUAGGAAAAACGUGCAACUCUCUCCAACAUGUCCCUCCCAUUCUCUUUGCCUUCUCCUUCCUGCUGCUUGCUUGCCAACACAUUCCAAAGUGGAACACCUGUGUCAGAGAAGCAAAAGUAAGCAAAUGCAUGCAGACUUCACUUGAAUGAAUUCUUACUGAGGAAUGUGGACUUUACUUUUGUACAGUAUAUAGCUUUAACAAUAACUCUUAUAUGUACUGAAUGAAUAUGGUAACAGUUCUCCACAGAUUCCUCUGCUGUAGGGUUGCACUAAAAGUGCUGGAAGGAGGGAACUACAUUUAGCAACCAUGGCCUUACUAACCUUCAUUUGGCCCCUGCCUAUUACUACUACCACUGUGUCCACCACCCUAUCAAAUACUCAGUGCAAGGACUUGGGCAGUCUGGCUUCAUUCGCCUUCCUUUUCCUCCUCCCUCUUUGCUAAAAGAUAUGGAGUAAAAAUCUCCAUACAUUUUUGUACUGAACUCUGAACAUCACAACACUUCCCUCAAUUUCUGCUUAGAAGAUGACAGUAGUAGUGAAUCUGAAUAUAGGAACCAUGCUACUCUAUUUUUUAAAAUUGUACUAUUCCCUCUUAGGAUGUUUGAAAACACCUGUACAUUCUUCCAGAUAAAUGUGAAUCUGAUGCUUCUAGCAAUCAUUCCAGGUGCUAAAUAUUAGUGUUGGUGGUGACUUCCUAAAAAGAAAGAUACCACGGCCCAGACAUGCCUAGAAAUCACAACGUCUCACCUGGCAGCCCUACUUUCCAAUCCUAGGCAUAUAUAGGUUGCUAUAGUAAGCUUGUUCUAUAUAUAUUCAGAGGUGCUCUCCCCAUCAGUGUUACUUCACGAGUUAUUUCUCAUAAUGGUAAUGGCUGAUUAGCAUGAAUUUGAAUGGCAGUAGGACUGGGGGAAAUGUACAGUACUGAUGGUGCUAUAUAAAUAAUAAUGUCUUGAUGUAAAGCAUAAUUAGCAAAAGGAACUCAUGGCCACAAAAUGUGAUGAUGGAUACUAGCGUCAAUGAUUUUUUAAAUUUCUUAGGUACAUUAAGGAAUAAUACAUUUGCCAGCUGUCAUGUUAACCAUGGUAGCUAAAUGGAACCUCCAUCAUCUGAGGCGGUAUACCUCUUUUUUUACUAGAGUUGAUAACAAUGGGGGAGGGGCUUCUCUUUCAUGUCUCAUAUGUAAGCAUCCCAGAAGCAUUCACUUGGCUAUUGUUAAGGAACAAGAAGCUGAAAUAGUUAGACCCUUGAUCUGAUCCAACAUAGGCUGUUCUUGGUUUUCUGUUAAAGCCUCUGAUGAGGGGGAAAGAUCCACCAAACUUAUUCAAGCUUAAUGUCUAACCGAAAUUAUCUGAUUAAUUAGCUAAAGUAGGGGGAAAGAUCUUGGAACCAAAUCCUCACCCUGACAGAAUUCACCACCAUGACUCCAGUUUAAGUUGACUGAGAGUCAAUGUAUUCAUCUUCUAUUAAAUAAAAAGAUAAAGACAAACUUUAAGAGCUUAUGUAAUCUUCUCCUGUACUAACCUUGCUAUAAUUAGGGUUGCCAAUUUCAUGUAUGUUUGCAUGUGUGUGUGUGGCAGGACUCCUGUGCCUUUGACAUCUGAAUGAUAGGCAGAAACUCAACAGAUUAUAUUUUACCAGCAUGGAGUUACAGUGAAAGGAAAAGCAAGCAAACAAAAGUUGGUCAUUUAUUCAGGUGUUACAAUGCACAGGAACUUUCCCUGGAAUAAAGUUGUUCGCCUUAGUUGUAAGAGUUGUUGUACAGACAUGAAGUUAAUUACAAUGGACUUUUGUAAUUUAUUACAAUGCAUAUUUAAUAUUUUAAUUGAUUUGCUUUUGCUUUAUCAGACCAAAAAUGAAGGAGGCUUUGCAAAAGAGAUCAUGUGAUUGUGUGGCAUAUUUCCUAUUAUGUGAUUUUUAAAUAUGGUUGACUUAAGCCAAUAUUAUCACAAUUGUUUUCUUGAGUUGAACAACAAAAAGCAAUAAACCUUUUUUAAAAUAAAAUAAAAAUAAAACACAA